GCAGCUUCCUUGCAGCAGACGUCCAUCCAGGCGGCCUGCUCCUGAAACCACAACCAACACGCAUGCAGGUACCACCCACCCAAACACACAACACACCCAGACACAGACACCGACCCCCCUCCCCCCUCACUCACUCGCAAAAAACACACGCAACACAGCCCUCACCGAAACCCCUUUGGCCCCUACCCAGGCCCUGUGCUACUCUACUUACUCCCUUGGCCAGAUCCCGCGGUCAUAUGCACGCCCACGAGGGGUAGCCGAAGUCGACUUUCACCUGUAUAUCCUCCUGCGAAAGGUGGCGGUGACUGACGAAGGUUGGAUAGGUCGAUUGGGUUCGCCUAUGGGUGGGUUCCGAGGAGGAGGGAGGAUUGAAGGCAAGCGGGUGAGAGGCCUUUAUCAGACGUCUUCGUACUUCUCUGUCUGUCUGUCUGCCUGUCUGUCUGUCUGUCUGUCUGUCUGUCGUAGGCGUUUGGCUGGGACUGCAUGGAGGGCGUACUCUCACUCUUGCUCGGCAGGAGCUGCGUAUUCUUUCUCGGCAGCAGGAGAGCCGCAGCUCUUUGAUUGACCAGGAAAACCGAAGCUCUUUGGCUGCAGCCAAAGACGACGAAGGCGGGCUGCAGCGGGCUGCAGCGGCAGCUCUGUCUUUCUUCUCUGUAGCUGCUUCUUUGCCAUUGCCUACCUGUCUGCCGGACUGUCUUUCUAUGUCUGCACUGUCUUCGGCCGUUUUAGGCCUGAGGGAUUCGAUUGAAUAGCUUCUUGCUGUAGCUGGCGGCUGAUGCAUGGACGACCGCUGGUGCCUUGUUGACUUGUGUAUCUUUGCUCUUUUGCCAGCCGAGGCGCAUGGAUGGAUGACAGGAUACAUGGGAAGUCGUGGAAUCAACUUGCAGCGACUCCAAAUGUACGAUGAAUCUGUCCAAUGGAG
Molecule: messenger RNA, 922 nt
Organism: Vitrella brassicaformis
Lineage: Eukaryota; Vitrellaceae
Source: the annotation of a GenBank genome assembly